CAAUGAGUGCGAGAUCAGAGAGUAAUUAAAGAGUUCCAGGCACACUUGGAAGAAAGCCAAGUUGAAUGACAGCUGACGAACGAAUGACAUUAGGAGAGAACGGAGGCAACACGAAGAAGGUGAUACGUGGUGAUAAGGUGUGAAAAUCAUUGGAAGUUGGAACAGUAUAGUUUGGCGAAUGCCUCUCGCGAGCGCGACGUCUGGCAGACUAUUCAGAUUCCUCUGAAGACAAAGACUUGGCAGAGAGAAUCGCGGCCAUAAGGUUUACAUAAGUGAAUGAUGUCUGCCCAAAACGCCAUGCGUUUGACGAAAACUGUGAAAAAGUUAGAAAAACCCCGUCCAUUAAAAGUAGCGGCAAAUCAGAAUCGUCAUUCUGUUGUGGAUAGUCGUUUAUCUUCAGUUGAAGAUGUAAUGGCUUUAGCUGAUGCUGUUUCAAUGCACAUUAUGAAUGGAAACUAUGACAAAGUGCUGCAAACCAAUAUAUGCACUUUAUGCACGAAUUUGAAGAUUUAUGGAUCACAAUUGGAAGCUGUGUACAAAGAUCAGCUGGACCGUGCAUAUGUUGUUUUCCGAAAUGGUUGCCGAGAUGACAGGUUAGACGUAAGUUCUCGAAUUCAACUCUUGGAACUGAUCGAGUUGCGAGCUACGAACUGGUCUCCAUGUGACAACAUGAAUAGCUACUAUAAGCCAAAACUCAGCACUAUUGAAACUGAAAUUGUGUCGGCCCCUGAAACACCUACUCAUCCUGGCAUGACUCUGCCCUUAAUGUGUCCAUCUAGUUCACCUACCACUGUGCAACCUCCUGUUUUAUCUCCUGGUGAAGUAAUAAAAACAUCUGGAAAAUUUGCUAAACCCACAAAAAUUCCUGGCAAGAAUUAUUGUAAGGAUGAAGUUGUAAUAAGGAAUUCAGAUUCAGGCAAAGUGAGUCCAGGGGCUAAAGAAAGGCUUGUCCAGAUCACAGGACCUGCAGAAGAUAAAAUUAAUUAUGCUAAGCAGCUCAUGGAGGAUACAAUCCGUCGCAAUGCUUCUCCAGUUCGUUUAGAGCAGGCAGAGAAAGAAAGAGUUGGGGGCUCUAGUAGCAGCCUGAACAGUAGUGCUUCUGAUGACAGUAACCGCCUUGCUCAAGGUAUGAACCGUACCAAAUUAUUGCAUAGUUUUUCUACAAACGAUGCAAGUUUGGGUGAAUAUAAAUAUACAGUCACAGUGGGAAAUCAUUCCUUGAAGAUUACUGGCACAAAUCUUGAUUUAGUGAGGACAGCAAAAUUGGUUUUGGAUGAAUACUUUUCUGGAGAACCAGAGCAGUACAUAGGGACUGGUGAUUUUUUCACAGCGUAUGAGGAUGAAGCAGCUGUUUCGGUUGUUGGCUCUGCAACCCCUGUGGGAAACAUACCAAGUCGAGUGGGCAGUAUGGAUAGCGCAGCAACAAGUGAAAGCGAGGAAACAUUCAAGGCCUCUGUGACAACUGCUUCAGAGAUCAAAGACUCAUUUCAUGAAACCAACAGUGAUGGAGCUUUCAUGGUCCUACGGCAGCCACUAUUUCCUGAUGCCUCAAAAGAAGCUUUUGAACAGGCAGAGGCUUCUGGGCGCUCGACCGACGUGAAUGCUCGUAACAGGCGGGCUCUCUUUGCCCUCACCAACCAACAGCAAUCAAACUUGGAGUCUCAGCCGAAAUCUGAAGGAGAUGCACCAAUUGCUCCUCGGAAGGUCCGAUACUCCCGUGAAUUCUUGCUUCACCUGGCACUUUCUUCAUUCAGCUGUGAAACCCCUGCUGACUGGGAGCAAAUAAGUUCUGAGUGCCCUGCUAUAAUAAAGAAGGUACACUUCAAUGAUCUACCCUCUGCAUAUCAUGGCUAUGGUGGCUAUGAAACAUCACGAUAAAUGUUUUUCCUUUAUGUGUGUGUUGGGUGAGAAACAAUUAACUCUGCAUAUGGAUGUUCACAGAAGUAUUUGAACUAACAUCUGUCUUAGGUGCAAUCCCUUAUAUUAAAGAUGGUGUUUUAAAUAUCCACUAAUAUCUAAUUUCUUUGUGAUUGUGAUAACGCUUAUUUUUGUGAUACUAGUUUAUGACAAUAAUUCAGAAAAUUUUGAAAUACGCAUUUUUAAUGUACUGUUUUAAAAGAAAGGUCUUUUUAAUAAAAGAGCAUAUUGAGGUUACCACCUGUAUUGAUGCUAUUGAUACUGAACAAAGAUUAUGUAAAUGUGAUUCUACACAUGCUUUGUUUCUGAUGUGCAUAUUGAAACGUAGAUGUUACAUAACAGAAAUUAAGUUUAUCUGUUUUUAAUAUUUAAUGUGUCACUUGUUAGUGAAGAAUAAUGUCAUUAUUUAUUUCUUGUACUGAUGAUUUGGGGAUUCUGCAUUCAGGUGUCACCAUUUUAAUUAAUAAUUGUUAACUUUCGUCAGGUCAAUAAAUUCGGUGAGAAUUUAUCAUGGAAAUUGUUUUAUCAUGUGGUGGUAAAACUCAAUGUGCUGUUGCAUGGUUUGAGAGGAGCAUUUUCAGAUAAUUGUUACUUGGCAUGCUGCGAAAACCUACUAAUUUGCUAUUCUUCUUGAAUUGUUUUCUUCACAAACCAUGAACUUUCCUCCAACUAUUUUAUAGAACUAAAAGUAAUUUUGUACUUUUUCAACAUCUGAAAUUAAAGAAAAGUAUAACUUAGUUUUAUUAUAUGAAAAUCACUUUGAGAGCUAUUAUAUAUACAUAUCUAUUAUAUUUAGAAAUAUUUGUGACUGAAUUUCAUGCAUAUAUUUGAUAAAGUUUCUUGGCAUAAUUUUGAUGAACAUUAUAUUUUGGCUUGAAAUUUUUCUAACUUCAAGUAAUAAAUUUUGUUUCAUUGUGUACAUUUUAGAUUCCUGAAGUAUUGUUAGUUAUAUUUUUAGUUACAAAACUUUUUCUGGAAAAUUUAUUUCUUUGAAGUUGAACUUUUUUUUCCCUAAAAGGAACAAUUUAUUUGUUCUUGUUUCUCUUAGAGCAAUUGUAAAUUAUUGAAGAGAGGUUGAAUUUAAAUGUUUUUAAAUCCAUAAUGUAAAAAAUGUUAAAAAGCAAAUUUUUUUUGCUGAAAUUUUUCUCUAAAGCCAUGUUUUUUGUUACUUCUCAUUUCCCUAAGAUACAAUUUUAGGAAGAAAUGUAUUGAAAUGAUUAUCUUCUUGUAUUUAAUGUAAAUGAGAUUUGAAACAAUAUCACUACUUGAAUUUGACUGCAGUAAUUUCAGAAUCGGUUAUCUUGUUUAUUUGACAUUUUGUCUUGAUGUUUUUUAUAUUCCUGGUACGCACUCUUAGAAUGGUGAUAUUUCAAUAACAGAACAGAGUUAAUUUUUCAAAUUUACAAGUUGUUAUAUUUCUGACGUAAGACAAUUGAAAAGAAAAUGCUUACAUCAUGAGUUAAGGCACUAUCUUCCCUCACUAUUGCUCAGAGGUACUUUGAAACGAAGAAAUCCGUUUCAAUAUUUUAGAGACUGAAUUACAGAAAUGAUGCUAUUAAAAUUUCAUGAAAAAUUUAUUUUCCAAACUUGAAUCUGAUUCUGAGGCAGAAUUUCUUACAAUACCAAAGGCAAUAGAGAGAUCUGAGUAUUCAAGAUUUAUUGUGUUGAUAUUAGAAUAAAUCAUUAUCCCUAAUAAAAGAGGAGUUCUGUUUCUUUUAAAAUAUGUCUUCUAGUUGUGGUUCAAUGUUACAAAAUACUAAUGUUUAUUAUUACUGUAAAAUUGAAUUGCUGAAAUCUACAAGGUGCUUAGAGAAAGGUGCUAUUGAUAAUACAUAGUGUGCUUUUUUAGUUUCUAUUCCCAAGGUCAAAAAAUUAUCUACUAUUUGCUUUAGAUUUCAUAGAGAAGUUUGUGACAUAUUAUAUGUACUGUUUUUAUACUGUUGAGUUGUCAGGAAUAAAACUAAAUCUUCAUGAA
Messenger RNA from Gryllus bimaculatus (two-spotted cricket), 3892 nucleotides. The record is from the annotation of a GenBank genome assembly. NCBI's taxonomy places the organism in Eukaryota, Metazoa, Arthropoda, Insecta, Orthoptera, Gryllidae.